Molecule: messenger RNA, 2697 nt
Organism: Numida meleagris (helmeted guineafowl)
Lineage: Eukaryota; Metazoa; Chordata; Aves; Galliformes; Numididae
Gene: HSDL1
Product: hydroxysteroid dehydrogenase like 1
Exons: 5
Coding region: 848-1894 (348 amino acids)
Source: RefSeq, a predicted model, not a curated record
UCAAUAGACUUAAACUUAACUGUAAUUCAUUUUUCUGGUAACAGACAAAACAAGACCUUUUGUCCUUCUGAAACAGUUUAUCAGGAAAUUUUGUUAACCUAAAUACAACUAAUAAAACAAUGUUUACUGUGAAUGCGAUGUAAUUAAGGAAGUGGAACUGCAAACUUGCUGAGAAUUGUUUCCCCUUGGACAGGAUCAGUCCUUUCAGGUUUCCAUUAGAAAACAUUUUCUAAAACACAUGCCAGUUGUUGACAAUGAAAGCAAAAAUAGAGGGUGGAAAUACAAAAUGACAGGUAGAACGUAAUGCCUUUUUAGCAGUUUCUCAGUGCAAACUAAUACUGGUAAAAGCAUCUCCUUUAGAAAGAUGUUUUAGAGCUGACUAGUUUUGUAUAGCUAUUUACUUGGCAUAGCAGCAUUGGGAACAUCUGAUCUGUACAGUCUUGUUGUGUGAAGACUACUACAGAAAUAAAACAAAUAAAACUUCUGUUUCCUGAUGUGGUUGUGGCUAGUGUAGCAUGUCCUGAAUUCACAUCGUUUUAGAAGAAAAAAAUGAAAAAUGUAUGGAUUAAGAUUUGGAGGCAACUGUUACUGAGAAGAGUUUGGCGUCAGAAGGGAAACAGCUGUUAGUUCAAACACUGCCAAAGAUUAUGCAUGAAAACCAGUUCGUGCACGUUUGGCUUGUUUCUGCUUAACAAAGGGAUGUCAGAUCCACUGCAUCACAAAUCCUCCCCCACUCUUCUCCCUUAUAUUACUACUGAGGCUGUCUACAGACUCCAGUAUACAAAUAAAGACUACAGUGCUGCUUCAGAGAUUCUCAUUUACAGCAUCUUCACAGCCAUCCCCUGCUAUGUCAGUGCUAAAUGUCUCCGGAAAAUCUGCAAUAGCACUUCUGAUCACCAUGGCUGCAGUGGAUCGCUUCAACCUGCUGUACAGAGAGAUCAGUCGUUCCUGCAGUUUUUACAUCGAGGCUCUGGCUAUAGUUGGAGCUUGGUACACAGUCAGAAAAUGUGUGACUCUUGUGUUUGACACUUAUAGCAUGCUCAGGCUGCAUGCUAUUCCAAAGCUGGUUGGUGAGAUUGAUAUUGUCAAGCGGUAUGGAAGAUGGGCAGUGGUCACUGGUAGCACAGAUGGUAUUGGGAAGGCAUAUGCUGAAGAACUGGCCAAACGUGGUGUCAAUAUCAUCUUAAUCAGCCGAAGCAAAGAGAAGCUGGAGGCUGUAUCUAGAACCAUAUCUGAAACUUAUAAAGUGGAAACAGAUUUCAUAGUAGCUGACUUCAGUAAGGGGCGUGAGGCUUACCAAGCCAUUAAGGAGGGCCUGAAAGAUAGAGAAAUCGGAAUUUUGGUGAAUAACGUAGGACUGUUUAAUACCUACCCGGACUAUUUUACUAACCUGUCUGAGGAUAUGCUGUGGGACAUGAUCAACGUAAAUAUUGCUUCUGCUAACAUGAUGGUGCAUAUCGUGUUGCCAGGCAUGGUAGAGAAGAAGAAAGGUGCAAUUGUGAAUGUCUCAUCUGCUUCCUGUUGUCAGCCAACACCAAUGCUAACAAUCUAUGGAGCCUCUAAAGCCUACUUGGACUAUUUCAGUAGAGCAUUGUAUUAUGAAUAUGCUUCAAAAGGAAUUUUUAUUCAGAGUUUAACCCCAUUUGUAAUUGCUACAAAAAUGGUAUCAUGCAGUAGCAUUGCAUCAAAGAGAUCUUUCUUUUUUCCUUCUGCUGAAGAAUACGCAAGUCACGCUAUUUCUACCCUUGGGUUAUCCAAAAGGACUCCUGGUUACUGGAAGCAUUCAAUACAGUUCACACUGGGUCAACGUCUACCUGAAUGGAUCUGGGCAUGGUUUACACAAUACUUCUGCAGAAUUGUACGCAAGGAGGCUUUAACACACAAAGCAGAAUAGGAAUGUCCAGAUGUCCAGUAUAAAUGAGUACUGGAAUCUGAUCAGAGUACUACAAAACUGCCAAGUGAAUCCUGGAUUUACUGUAAUUUAUCCAUAUCUUGCUGAACAGUGUAACUAGUGUUACUCAUAACAAUAACCUAGACAUUAUAAGUUUGGAUCCUGCAUCUUUGUGCUACGUAGCUCCGUCUCUGCAUUCCUCCAGGACAAAGAGUUGAUCUUGCAUAGGUUAGUCUCAGUUCACUUUGUCUCUAAGGUAAUCGGACAGGAGCAGAUAUAACAUUAAUUCUGAUAGUAAAUAACUGUCUUUUGCAUAGUGCUGAGUAAUCUUGAUUUGUAAAGUUAACAGAAUUUGAGAAUUCUCCAUCUCUGGUGAUAAUGGGCCCAAAACAAACCAUAUUGUUUUAAAAAGACAGUCCUAGUCAAUUAAUAUGCAGUUUAUGAGAGUCUUCUGAUCUUUCCAUGGCAGAUAUUCGUAUGUUUUAAGGGAAAAUAUUGUUGCUUUUGAAUGAGGUACUUAGCAGAAUUAAGAUGUAUGAUAAAGUCAUACUAAUUUGGAGUUUGUUUAAAUGACAGAAAAGAUCUUACAGAACUGCAAAGGAAUUUGAAGAUAAUGUUUUUUUUUCUUUCUUAUUCAAGUGUGGAUGCUCUUGACAGCACUUCAAAUAUUCCUUCAGCAAUCUGAAGCAUGGCUGAAGAAUUGAAACAGAUUGUAAAAAUACAUUAGCUAAAGAAAAAUAACAGAGAAAUAGUGUGUUAAGAACAGUGGUUGGAUUCAUAUGACAAUUAAAAAAAAAGUUACUGAA